Amphiprion ocellaris (clown anemonefish) is the source of this 1469-nucleotide messenger RNA. Its product is annotated as RING finger protein 224-like. The record is from RefSeq and is a predicted model, not a curated record. Bases 449 to 1072 code for a protein of 207 amino acids. Gene Ontology annotation, molecular function: ubiquitin protein ligase activity. Lineage: Eukaryota; Metazoa; Chordata; Actinopteri; Pomacentridae. The transcript has a single exon. Gene Ontology annotation, biological process: protein ubiquitination.
GUGCUGAAACCCACAGGGACGCAGCCCGGUGCACUUUACUGUCACUGCAGGCGCUUAAUUCUAAUUAUACGGUCAAAUGGUCCCAUUAUAUCCACCUUAUGCACAUGACCCACGCUUGUGACAAACCCACCAGGUGACAGGGACCAAAUUGGGAAAUCGAUUUGAACAAGUCCAUCGAUUGGAUAGACUAAACGGUUAGUUCUGGUAGGUAUGGUCGUGAUGAAGACUGUCCACGGGUUGCGCUCCAGGCGGUUACACAACAAGUCUGUGAACGCAAGAACCGGAUGAAGCGGAGUGUGACCGGGACCUGCAGGAAGAGAGUCCAGCUCACUGUACAACCGGCUGUUUUCUCCUGGAGAAACGCUCCCAUUGUAUAUGUGUGGAAUCUGAUCAUCACGGACAUGUGAGGUGAAAUAAAGCAUUUUUAUGCCGCCUGAUCAGACGGAACAUGGCGGAGGCGGACACUACGGGAGACGACUGUGGCGCUGCUCCGCCCGACGACGAGUACGAGUGUAAAAUAUGCUACAACUACUUCGACCUGGAGCGCCACCGGCCCAAAGUGCUGGGCUGCUCUCACACCUUCUGCCUGGAGUGUCUCGACACUUUGCACUUUCGGGAGGGUCGAGGAUGGAGGGUCGCUUGCCCCGUGUGUCGCCACCGAACACCGGUACCGGAUUAUCGGGUUCUCAACCUCCCGGACAACACGGAGCUGACCGAGGCGCUGCCGCUCAGAGAGCCUCCGCCGGUGGACGCGGAGCAGCAGACGGCUCCUUCCGUGUCCGCCGCGGCCACCCCGGAGAGCGGCUGUGAGACGUGCAAACAGGUCGCCUUCACCACCUUCUGUGUGUGCGCCAUCUUCUCCUUCCUGUCCAUGGUGGUGCUCCUGUUUCUGGGCCUCAUCUUCGUACAUAACUUCAGCCACAUCGCGUCUCCGGUCGGCCCGGUCUGUCUGUUCGUAGCGAGCAUCCUGGCGCUGUUCUCCCUCAUCCUGACCUGGUUAACGUGCAUGCUGAAGUAUCGGGCUGAAACUGAAGCCAGCAACUUCAGUUCCCUCACCUCUAAUAUAAUGUGAUCCUCUGGCUGCACACUGUAAUAUAUGUUCCAGAGAAAUUACAGUACUUUUAAUGGCAGCUGUGCUGUUACAGACAUUUUACUGUAUUUUAACAGUAUUAUACAGUGAAUCUACAGUAAAAUAUGACGUUCACUGUUUAAUGCUGUAACUUUCUAAUGAUAUACUGUGUUUAUAUUGUGUUGCCACUGUAAACAUCAUAUAACUGUAAUUACCUGUAAACAUUUUCUUCUUUGAAAAUGUACAAACACUACUGUGAAUUGCACACAUAUACCAUAAAUAACUGUGUGUUGUUAAUAAUUAUGAUCCAAAGUUGAGAUCUACCAAAUUUAAGAUUUAAAAAUGUAUAUACAACAAAAACACCCAAAACAAUAAAUAAUAAAGGAUCAGGCAACUUCUA